Molecule: messenger RNA, 2638 nt
Organism: Eriocheir sinensis (Chinese mitten crab)
Lineage: Eukaryota; Metazoa; Arthropoda; Malacostraca; Decapoda; Varunidae
Product: glutamate receptor ionotropic, kainate 4-like
Exons: 4
Coding region: 121-2184 (687 amino acids)
Cellular component (GO): membrane
Molecular function (GO): ligand-gated monoatomic ion channel activity
Source: RefSeq, a predicted model, not a curated record
CGUAAAAAAAAAAAAAAAAAAAUCAUCAACACUUUUGAGAAACGUAAUGACUGAUUAUACAACGUCUACUUGCUAGAGCGGAAAGUACAUAGUGCCUUGAUACGUACCAUAACAUGAAUAAUGACUGGCAGAUCAAUAACGCUGAUGCAUAAAGAAGCCGGUGAGUUCUUAGAAAGGCUGAGUGUUGGGCUCGACAGUGUCCCCGCCGCCGCCUUCAUCAGUGGCCCGUGCGUCUCCCCAGAAAUGACUCCCGUGAUUACAGCUUUUACCUUAUUAAAUUUCUUCUUUGCGGCCAGCAAUUCAGCCAUCAGCGAGGGGCAGCUGCAGGUGCUGAGCGAGGUGGUGUCUGGCCCAGCCCACGGGAGGCCGCUGGCUCUGCACCUGGACCCCACCCUUUCAGCAGACGUGCGGCGGGCUGUCGUGGGCGGGGAGGCGGUGCGCCGCACACCGCACUUUAUUUUGACCUUUGGUCUCUGUCACAGCCUGCAGGAGGUGGCGCUCCCUGGCGACUCCUCCUCUUCAGCGGUGGUGCUCCACGUGGUGCUGUGGCUCGCGCCGCGGCCCGAGCUGUUGCAGACGUUGUGGCUCCAAUGGAAGCCACGCAACCUUCUGCUCUUCAGCCUGGGGCCGUCCCCCGGCACCGACCUGCUGCGGCACGAGGCGCUCAGCGGAGUGGAGAAUGUGGCGCUCAUCGGACUCCUCUCGGCCCAGGCGGACCCACGCCCUGACAAACUUGGGGUGUACACUGUGCUGCCCUUCUCCCCCGGCGGCGUGCGGCUUCUCGGCUCGUGGCGGCGUGAGACCUUCGCCAGCUGGGAGGCCCUCUUCCCUGACAGGUUCCCGUCCUUCGAGGGAUACACUUUCCAUCUGGCCACGUUUAUAGAUGACGCACCAAACCUUUACAAUGACACUUCACGAACGAGCGUAGUUGGAAGAGGUGUGGCAGUGUCUAUGAUGGAAUGCUUCUCAGCUCAACUUAAUUUCACGUACACGCUGACAAUAAAACCUCCAGACUCGAAGUGGGGAGCCAUCGAAAAUGGCUCAUGGUCAGGUCUUCUUGGAAUGAUUGCCAGGAAAGAGAAAUUAUUCACUAUCAACGGAUUAGCUUUUGCUGAGGAUCGAAACGCUGAUUUUGAUCGGUCAGAGCUUAUAACGAUGGAGAGCUGGCGGCUAUUCCUAGCUAUGCCGCAGCCCCUCUCGAAGUGGCUAAGUCUGGUGCGGCCCUUCACCCCCACCGUCUGGGCCAUACUUCUUGUCUUGCUUCUCUUUCUCGUCUGCUUCAUGCGUAUUAUGGCAGAAACAUCCGAUAAUUACAUCGUGAACAAUAAUUACGGUGUGUUUGGGGGGGGGUCGUCCGGCCGUGUGGGGGUGGCCACCCUCAGGCCACAGGUCAAGUCUUCCCACAGCAGUGCCAUUGUCUCGUGGCUGGAGCUGUAUGGCGCCAUGGUGUGCCAGAGUGCCCCCGUCUUGCCGCGGGCACUGUGGCAGCGGGUAUUCCUUGCCGUGUGGCUGCCCUGUUGUCUGGUAGUCGCCGCCGCCUACACCUGCAACCUGGUGGGCAUCUUCACCACCCCAGCCUACCCGCAACGACUCGCCUCACUGCAGCAGCUCGCCGACAGCCGCAUCAGAAUGGCCGUGGUUGACGACGGUUCUUUCAGCGUCACAUUCCUGCAGGAGUCCACGGACCCACACCUACACCGCCUGCAGCAGCGACGUGACGUGUUCCCGACAUGGCGAGAUGCUGCUCUUGCCUUGUCCAAAGGGACUCAUGCUAUAUUGAUGCCCGAGACGUACAUGGAGUUAUUAUUACUUGAAACAUUAAAGCAGGAAGACGGGUGGUACACCUUGGAGGACGCGUUGAACACCCUCCAGGCGGGGUGGUACUUCCGGAAACACACGCCGUGGAAGAGCAAGUUUGACCACGGCAUCCGUCAGCUGUCCUGGUUUGGGUUGAUUCGGCACUGGCACAAGGUGGAAACUGAGGAGUGGAUCAGGAUCAAUCUGGGCCGUAGACACCGUGGAGGCUCGGGAAGGGACGCCGCCGCACCACCACUCACUCUUGAGCACCUGCAGGGCGUCUUCUACAUCCUGGUCCUGGCCUGGGUGGCCGGCGGGGCCGCUCUGCUGCUGGAGCUGCUCACACACCGACACCAGGAACGCCUGGCAACAAUGUGGCGCUGCUGAUUUACUUGUUAUGAGAUCCAAUCUUUCUCUGGACAUUGUGUUUCGUGUGUUGUGCACUCUGCUGUGGUAGAUGGUCACUGUUCCUUUCCUAAACCUAUCAACAGUGGUGUUCCACAGGGCUUUAUCCUAUCACCCACUCUCUUCCUGUUAUUUAUCAAUGAUCUUAUUUCCAUAACAAACUGUCCUAUCCACUCAUACGCUGACAACUCCACUCUGCAUUAUUCAACGUCUUUCAACAGAAGACCCUAUCAACAGGAAUUACAAGACUCCAGACUGGAGGCUGCAGAACGCUUAACCUCAGACCUUGCUAUCAUUUGCAAUUGGGUUAACCAUGUGUCCUUCAAUGCCUCAAAAAUCCUAGUUCUCCACCUAUCAACUCGACACAAUUUUCCAAACACCUAUCCCCUAUUCUUCAACAACAAUCAGCUGUCACCUUCUUCAUUCUUUUAUAUAU